AUGGCACGCUUCCGACGCCCCAAGUACCUGACUUGCUUCUACUGCGGCAAAAGGUCCGGGCUCAAGUUUGACGCCUCCAUCCGCGACUUCCAGUGUCUGCACUGCGACGCGACCAACCAUCUAGACCAGAAUGGCGAAAUCACAGACCCUCCCGUCCCGACCGACCGCGAACCUGCCCCCGCCGCCGUGCAGUACGCCGCGCCGCAGCCGAGCGCCCCUACGUCGCAGCCCCCCCGCGCCAUCUUCUGCGCCACCUGCCUCAAGAACCAGCACCUGUUCACGACAUGCCUCGCCCAGUAUCUCCCGGACGACCCCUCCGACCCCGACUACCCCGAGCUGGAGCGCAACUACUACCGCUACCGGCGCGACCUCGAGAGACGCUACCCGCAGGUCUGCCGCGAGUGCGCGGCCAGGGUCGAGGACGGCAUUCGCAGGGCGGGAUACACCGCCAAGACGGACCACCUGCGGCGCAUGAUGGACCGGAGCCGCGGCAAGAAGACGCGCGCCCUGACCGGGCUGGACUGCGCCAGCGCGCUGGGCGAGACGCUGUGGCGCGCCGGCUUCGUCCUGCAGAUGCUGUGGCACUCGGCCGUGGUUUCGGAGGCGCUGCGGCAGGCGCUGCGGCAGGCGCUGCGGCAGGGUGACGGCGGGAUGCGCGACCCCGAUGGUGGUGAUGGUCAGGCUGCGCUGUCGACGUUGGUUUCGACGCUGGCGCGAGCCGCGAGCUGCUUGCCAGCCGGGGGUGCUCUGAUCCGAUGGAGCCUCAAGGCGGGCAUCCUCUCCGCGUGGUGGAACCCGCAUUUCGUGCAGGCGAACCGGGGAUUCACGAGGCAUCUGCUGGGCUUUGCGCAGUGGUACGCCUUUCAAGGCCUGGCCAUCGUCUUGCGCGUCGUGUCUCGCGGCUUGGACGCCCACGCGCAGACGGCUGGUUCGGCGAGCGCCAGGCUCGGCGCCCACGCGGCAAUGGCUGCCGUCACGGCCAUGGUUUUCAUUCUGGCCGGGCGAUCUAUUCGCGUCGAUACGACACCUCUCUUUGCCACGUACGACAGACCCUUGAUGCCCGACCAAGGCGUCGCGUCUGCGAGCCGAGGGACGAGCCGAGGGACACGGGAUGACGUGAAAACAUUCUCCGACCUUGUCAAUGACGCCUUGGAUUCCGCCGACGUGACUCCUCAAAGGCCAGCCUCGGCCGCCGUCGCUCCAUCACCUCAAUCCCCCUUCGGGGCUCGACCCCCAGUGACUACCUUUCGACCAACGUCUGGAGACACGCAUCAGCCAGGGACGCCGAGCAAGCAUGCGCAGCAGCAGCCCCAGUACGACCAAGAGAUGGAUUGGUCGCCAAUCACACCCCAACACCAACACCGGGCCUUCAACGACGACCCGACGUCGACGCCUGGCAGGUUUGGACAGAUCGGCAGCCACCAAGGCUCUGGUCCACCGGGAUCAGAACCCAGGGGUCCGUUCUGGUACAGGGUCCCGGCCGCGCCUGUGGAGCCUGCUCGAAGGCUGAGAAACCCGGGCUGGUCUCCAGCACCAGCACCAGCACCAGCACCAGCAAAAGAGCAGCCUGCCGAGAGCGGGAAAGCCAUGUUCACCCGACGAGGACACAAGCCGACGGCGUCCCAAACUAGUGUCUUUAGCGACGCCAGCGGGGCCGUCGAGUUCAAGCAGCCUCGCUUUUUCGCGCCGCAGAAGGACCAGGACGCGAGCUCUCUGGCAGAUUUACUCAGCCAGAGCUUCAGCCUGGGCCAGGACCGAGACACAGACCAGCAAGACGACGGAUCCGCCUCCACGCCGGGCCGCCGACGCCCAGAACCGGCCAGCAGGGACAGGAACCCGCAUCGGCAUCAACUACAAGCAACUAUUGUUACGGUCCUGUUAUCGCUAUGGCUGCUAGCCAUGUUCGUGGCCAUCCCCUCCUUGCGGGAAGUGCAGCUUGCCACGCUUUUUGCCGCCGCCGGCUGCAUAGCGUUCGGUGGCACAGGCGACGCCCGCCAGCUGCUGGUUCGAUCGCGCCCGAGGCCCGCUGCUUACGUGCUAUCGGGAAUCUGCGUGGCCGAACUGGCCGUCGUUUGCUGGGCCGGAUCCAAGGUGUGGAGCGGUCAAUCAAAGGAGGUGGAGUGGCAUUGUGUCGGGGUCUUGACCACGAUGCUUGUGCACCGGGCGGCGAGUGCAAGGCUGCGAGGGCAUCAUGGUGGGUGA
This is a messenger RNA of Ustilaginoidea virens, 2202 nucleotides long. RefSeq lists its product as uncharacterized. NCBI's taxonomy places the organism in Eukaryota, Fungi, Ascomycota, Sordariomycetes, Hypocreales, Clavicipitaceae. The coding region runs from base 1 to 2202 and encodes 733 amino acids. The transcript has 3 exons. The record is from RefSeq and is a predicted model, not a curated record. Gene Ontology annotation, biological process: nuclear inner membrane organization. Gene Ontology annotation, cellular component: mitotic spindle pole body; nuclear inner membrane; chromosome, centromeric core domain.